Molecule: messenger RNA, 2863 nt
Organism: Ochotona princeps (American pika)
Lineage: Eukaryota; Metazoa; Chordata; Mammalia; Lagomorpha; Ochotonidae
Gene: GOLM2
Product: golgi membrane protein 2
Exons: 10
Coding region: 115-1422 (435 amino acids)
Source: RefSeq, a predicted model, not a curated record
GGGGCCGCGUCCCCGGGGCUACCUCAGGAGCCGAGGCCUGAGCUUGGUGCUGGCAGGUGUCAGCUGCGAGGCCUCCCCCGUCCCCCGACCCAGGAGACGGCCCGGUUCGGCCCCAUGGUGGGCUUCGGGGCUAACCGGCGGGCCGGCCGCCUGCCCUCCUUCGUGCUAGUGGUGCUGCUGGUGGUGAUUGUCGUCCUCGCCUUCAACUACUGGAGCAUCUCCUCCCGCCACGUCCUGCUUCAGGAGGAGGUGGCCGAGCUGCAGGGCCAGGUCCAGCGCACCGAGGUGGCCCGCGGGCGUCUGGAGAAGCGCAAUUCGGACCUCUUGCUCUUGGUGGACACGCACAAGAGACAGAUCGACCAGAAGGAGGCCGACUACGGUCGCCUCAGCAGCCGGCUGCAGGCCAGGGAGGGCCUGGGGAAGAGAUGCGAAGAUGACAAGGUUAAACUCCAGAACAACAUAUCAUACCAGAUGGCAGACAUACAUCAUUUAAAGGAGCAACUUGCUGAGCUUCGUCAGGAGUUUCUUCGACAAGAAGACCAGCUUCAGGACUACAGGAAGAACAACACUUACCUUGUGAAGAGGUUAGAAUAUGAGAGUUUUCAGUGUGGACAACAGAUCAAGGAAUUAAGAGCACAACAUGAAGAAAAUAUUAAAAAAUUAGCAGACCAGUUUUUGCAAGAACAAAAGCAAGAGGCUCAGAAUGUUCAAGCAAAUGGUGCAGACAAAUCGAAUGUGAACGAUCAUGUAGUACCUAAAAAUAUCCCAAAUGUAGAAGAAAAUGCUGCAGAAAAGAAUGAAGAACCCUCAAGUAAUAAUAUUCCACAUGGGAAAGAACAAAUCAAACGAGGUGGUGAUGCAGGGAUGCCUGGAAUAGAAGAGAAUGACCUAGCAAAAGGUGAUGAGCCUUCUACUGUUUUAAAGAAACCUGUAUCAGUUUCUCAACUUGGAAGUAACCAAGAAAUUUCUCAUCUUCCAACUGGACAACCUCUUUCCCCUGAUUUGGCUGAAGAUGCACAGGUCAACCAUAAUGGAGAUCAUGAUAUUUCAAAACAGAACCCUUCCAACAAUCUUCAGCGUUUAAUUCCAGGCCCCAAAUUGGAGAGCGAACCCAAACUUCAAACAGAUGUGUUAAAGCAGGCUCCCAAGGAUAGAGUUGGUGACUUCCAUAAAUUAAAGCAAAGCCGAUUCUUUGAUGAGAACGAAUCCCCUGUUGAUCCGCAACAUGGCUCUAAACUGGCGGAUUAUAAUGGGGAUGAUGGUAAUGUAGGUGAGUACGAGGCAGACAAGCAGGCUGAGCUGGCUUACAAUGAGGAAGAAGAUGGUGAUGGUGGAGAGGAAGACGUCCAAGAUGAUGAAGAACGAGAGCUUCAGAUGGACCCUGCAGACUACGGGAAGCAACAUUUUAGUGAUGUUCUUUGAGUCCUAGAGGAAAACUUCUGAAAACCUAAAGUGCUGUAAAAAUGGAAAUCAUUUCUACAUCAUCAUUUUUACUUUUGCUGUAAAGAUUAGUUGUAUCAGUUGUAAAGAUACAUUGAUAUAGAUUUAAGGAAAAUUUUAAUGAAGGAAUGUACCCAUGUACAUAUGUGAGCCUUUUCCUAUUGUAUUAUCAAAGCAGAGACUUUUUUGGUUAUGAUACAAAUGAGCCAAAAAUGGUUAAUCUUUGCAUUUAAAGCAAACUAAUGUAUAUUUCACACUUUAUUGAGCCUAAUACUUUUUUCCACAAAUAGACAACAGAAAAUGGUUGUACAUGUUAUAUGUUGCACACAGCCUAACCAGAAUGAGAACAGUUAUGCAGUUGAAAACUUUUUUAUACCUUAAAUGCAUUGUUAGCCCAACUGAUGUUCGGACUAUCCCUUAUUUCAUGAUGUUGAAGGAAUCAUGCCUACCAUAAUUACAUAAAAAGGGGAAUCUAGAACCAAACACUGGGCAACAUAUGUAGAAAAUUCCCUCCCUCCUCCUUGUAUUUACAUGAGUGCUGAUGUGUUUGUUCUGAGAGAGAAGUUUUCAGCUAGGGCCCAAUGAAAGUUUGAGGUAAACUGCAGACAUGUUGUUAUUUGUGAGCUAUACCUUCCCUCCUUCUUGAACUUGUGGAAUGCAUGUUUGCCAUACCCGUUUUUAUUUUUUCAAGUGAUACCAGUACUACUUUAGUCUGGCCACCGGUGGCUAAAACUUUUAUAUUUUCGAAGUUGAAGUUGGUGAAGCUAUUCAUGACUAAAUUGCCAGAUCCUGAAAGGGGCUAAGGCUACUUUGAAAUGAAUCGGCAGUCAGUAUUUCAAAGACUUUCUGGUAGUUUCAGUGAUCUUAUUUGAGUAGACUUUUUCUGAAGUACUAAAUAAUGAAUUUUAACAGGUUUUUAUUAAUGCACAGAUAAAUGUAAGUACAGUGAGGUCUCCAGCUGUUUUAGUAAAAUAGCUUAAAAGUUUGUAACAAAACGAAUCUUUGUAAUUAACAUUAGUUAAGAGCCCAUCACACUCAUAUUUGCUAGACUUACAAAAUUAUUUUAAAAACAGUUGUCUUUUUUUACUCUAUUCAAUACAAUUUGUAAGCUAGCUAAUCCUUGUUCUCUAAUUUAAAUCACUUUUAAAUCUUAUCCCACUAUCCUAAAACAAAAAAUUCUAAUCAAAAAUAGAAAUUUAAGCUUACUAACUUUGUUUUUCAGGAGAAUGACUGCUAAUUACACAUAAGCAACAUGAAAUGAAUGUUCCCCUACUAAGGUUCCAGUCAAAAUAAAGACUUACAGAGGAAAAAGUUUUUUUGCAAUUUAUUUAAUAAACAAGACAGUAUGCAGUUAAUUGAUUAAAAUUGUUUUUCCCACCUUAUCAAAUGAUUGGUGCCUUUGUUAUCAGUAGGGUCAGGCCUG